UUUGUUUGAGUGCAAAUACGGAGAAACGCGGUACAGAAAGUGCAAUUGAAAUGCAGAGAGGAGCAGAGAAACCUCUUUGACACAAGUUUUCAUGUGACGUAUGUUACCGGAAUGAAAGGAUAAUAGAUAUGUCAAAUAUUUUUCAUAUUUCAUUUUCUAACUAUUAAAUUUUCUCCGCGGUUUUUGCUAAAAUGUUAUCGUUAGAAUAUCUGCUCUACUAUGGUAUAUCACUGGCUGUCCCCGUUAUAAUUUUGUUUCUUAUAAUAAUAUAUAUGAUAAGUGAACAAUAUCCUAAAAUCUCAAGGGAUGAAAGUGAGAAGUUCUUUUUUAACUGUCAAACAAAGAGAAAGGAGGCAUUUCCUUCGUUACAUGAUCCCUGGAGCUUACACCUCAGUGUCAUUGUACCUGCUUACAAUGAAGAGCAAAGACUGCCACCAAUGCUGGAUGAAUGUCUGGAGUAUUUGGAAGAACGCAGCAAGUCUGGAUUAACUUAUGAAGUAAUAGUAGUCAGUGAUGGCAGUACAGAUAAGACUGUAGAUUUGGCACAUCGUUACUCAUCAAAAUACGACACUCUGAGAGUAUUAAAGCUUGUGAAAAAUAGAGGAAAGGGGGGUGCUGUGAGACUGGGUAUGCUGAGUGCAAGAGGCAGCGCAUUAUUAUUUGCAGAUGCAGAUGGUGCUACCAAGUUUAAUGAUUUAAAAAAGUUAGAUGAAAGUCUGAUAAAUGUUCUAGGAUGUGAUUAUAUGAGCAAACCUGAGAAAACAGCAUUGUCCGAUGCAAUAAUAUGUGGAUCGCGAGCGCAUUUAGAAAAGGAAGAAACUGUCAAACGAUCCUUCUUCCGACUUUUACUUAUGCAUGGGUUUCAUUUCUUAGUCUGGCUGUGGUGUGUUAGGGGCAUCAGAGACACACAAUGCGGAUUCAAGCUUUUAACAAGAAAAUCAGCAAGAACAAUAUUCGAAGCGUUACACGUUGAACGCUGGGCAUUUGACGUAGAGAUGCUAUACAUUGCACAGACUCUCAACAUUCCUGUGACUGAAAUAGCAGUAAAUUGGACAGAGAUUGAAGGCUCCAAGAUAAUACCGUUCUGGAGCUGGUUACAGAUGGGCAAGGAUCUAUUCUUUAUCUGGCUUAGAUAUAGAAUCGGAGCAUGGAAAAUAAAUAAACCUAAAACGACUUAAUAUAAAUGCGCAUAACGAAUAAUCCGUCAAAAGAUCUUGAAAUUGUCCUUUUUCCUUUUAUAAAGAUUUUUUAAUAAUAAAAUAUAUUAUAAAAAUUAUACACACAACAGGGUGUCUGCAAAGAGUUCUAUGUAAAAUUGUAAAAUACAACUUGACAAGCGAUAUCUUUAUAAUAA
Molecule: messenger RNA, 1354 nt
Organism: Solenopsis invicta (red fire ant)
Lineage: Eukaryota; Metazoa; Arthropoda; Insecta; Hymenoptera; Formicidae
Gene: wol
Product: dolichyl-phosphate beta-glucosyltransferase
Exons: 5
Coding region: 192-1178 (328 amino acids)
Cellular component (GO): endoplasmic reticulum membrane
Source: RefSeq, a predicted model, not a curated record